AUGGCGACUCCAUCUGAUCACGUGUUACUCCGUCCUUUCAACGAUGUGACAAAAUGGGCCAAGCUUGCGCUUUCGCAGGCCAGUGGGCAAGACUACCAACAGACGUCACUCAACCAAUCUUCCCAGUCUCUAUUGAGAGAAGGAGAACGAGCUUUGCGACGCCUGGUACCUUUACUUACGGUUUCGUCUCCUCAAUUGACUGAAUUCCUGAGAUAUCUGACUUUACGCCAUGAAGAUGUCAUUUGUCAAGUUCGAUCGAUUGACAUCUUGCUCUACGAUUUUGAGGAUUUUAUUGAGCCGCAGACGUUUGAUAAGGCCAAGUUUGACGAGCUACAGGCUGCGACGAAGGAGUUGGCUAUUACUCUUGUAGAAGAGAUUACACGGUUUACAACAAAGUCGGCUCUGGAAUCAUCACCGGCCCCCUCAAAAUUUCCACCUCUUCCGCCUCUUCCACAACUUACUAGUCCCUCCGAUGUGGCUAGAUCCGGCUCUCAAAUGUCCAUGCGGCCUGGGAGAUCGGGCUCCAGUCUUGGUAUACAUCAGCAACGACCGUCCUUUGUCGGUGGUUCUGAACAGCGCGAUAGAUCUCACUCUGGGGGACGUGCUUUGAGAAAUGCUGAUUAUUCUACGACACGGUCACCAAUUUCGCCAAGCGGGCUCGCUUCCCCAGUCUCCUUGCCUCUGUCAAGCAAAUACGCGACUCCAGAGCAAGACGGCCAAGCCUACCGCUAUAUCCAGGCUCACCGACGACAAGACAGUGAUUCAGGUGCGAUUUCAAACAGUUUGCAAGGUCUAGAUAUUGGAGCUAUAACUCCUCCAGGCUCAAUUGCAUUGUCCCCCAAGUCAACAGGCUACCAGAACGUAAUCGACCAAAACACUAGAGGCUCCUUCGGUUAUAAUCAUCAGGAUACUCCUCCACCAUCCGUGACUACUGAGCCAGUUUCGCAGCCGGAUUGGCCUACGGUCAUUGACCAACAAUCAGCUGCUGUCCCACGCCCUGUAUCUGUAACAGCCUCCCAAUGUACUAGCCCAGAAUACCGGAAUUCUGGGUCCUACAAACCAUCUGCAGCGUUUCCUGAGCAUCAACAAUUGUCCAUCAUCACACAAGGGUUAGCGCCAUCCAUACGAUCAGACGGAAGCGGCGCUUCAGGUUCCAAAGCAGUAUCAACAUCUUCUAGCUCUAUGAGGAAGGAUUCUGUCUCUGUGAAAAGCGUUCACUCUCAACAGACCUAUGAGAUCGGGUCAGACAGCUCUCUAGCCCUAAUGGGUGGGCUAUGUAAAGGAGCUCGAGCUUUUGCCUCUGGAGGUCCCGGACAGGCCAUCAAAAGGAUUGGAGGCGGUUCGGACGAACCAACUGCACAGUGUCUUCAUUGUGAGUACAAGACUCCCUACUCCCAUUUGCGCCAGGACAUGGAUCAAGAUCCAUUGGCCAGCCAGCAAACGAGAGGGAUUCUUCACCGUCCGCGCUUCCUAUUUAAAUCCCAUAUUGCAGUCCGAAACGUCAACUCGGUGUACUUUGGCUGUCUCUUUUGUGACAAGACCAAGUCUACUCUCCAGGAAGACGACGCUACCGUUUUUCAGUCAAUCGAUCUCCUCUUUCGGCACAUUUCUCGGCAUACUCAUCCCUUGCCGCAUGUUUCAGGUGUGGAAGUAGUCUACGAAAAUAGCGAUAUAAACUCACGAGGGCGCCAAGACUGCGAUUUAUAUUUCCCAAACUCUACCAUGACUGCUCUGAACGGCAUGUUCAGAGCAAACGACUCAGCCCGACUCGCAUCGUUACCCGUCGCCCGGGCCUUGAAAGACCAUAUCAGACGAAGCAAUGAGAAGCCGCAAGCAAGACCUGAUACAACCUCGGAGAUUCUACAGUUCGUUUCAGGGGCGAGGAUAAUCGGCGUCGAGUUCCCGGAGAAGUGGGACGGGAAGUGGUGCCAGGGCUGGCACGACGGGGUAUUCGGAACAUUUCCAAGUAAAUUGAUCAGCCUGGAUAUGCCACGGCAUGUCAAGAUCGCUUCCUUACCGAACACGCCACGAACUGGGGUAGCAAGGUGGAAAUUUGAGAAGCAAAGGCAGCCUGGCUGGCUGGCUCUCAAGAAAGGCGAUAUUAUCUACAACCUUGCUUGGGAGGAUCCGCAUGCAUGGUUCUGGAGUGGUUCGAAUUCCAAGAGAGAGUAUGGGAUAUUUCCUAGGUCUCAUAUCUUGAUAGAGUCUAUAAAAGACGGGUCGCUCAGUCAUGAGGAUCAAAGACAUCGUCUAAAAGAAAAGACGCGCUUUGGUGGCUUGUUUACUAAGUAUAAGUGA
This is a messenger RNA of Fusarium verticillioides 7600, 2298 nucleotides long. RefSeq lists its product as hypothetical. Gene Ontology annotation, molecular function: protein binding. The coding region runs from base 1 to 2298 and encodes 765 amino acids. NCBI's taxonomy places the organism in Eukaryota, Fungi, Ascomycota, Sordariomycetes, Hypocreales, Nectriaceae. The record is from RefSeq and is a predicted model, not a curated record. The transcript is spliced from 5 exons.